Molecule: messenger RNA, 3054 nt
Organism: Solea senegalensis (Senegalese sole)
Lineage: Eukaryota; Metazoa; Chordata; Actinopteri; Pleuronectiformes; Soleidae
Product: Glyco_hydro_56 domain-containing protein
Exons: 7
Coding region: 287-1963 (558 amino acids)
Biological process (GO): carbohydrate metabolic process; hyaluronan catabolic process
Molecular function (GO): hyalurononglucosaminidase activity
Source: RefSeq, a predicted model, not a curated record
UCCCUAUCUCUCUCUCGCUUCCGGAUGUCAGGCUCUCUCUCGCUGCAUGUUACACAUGCACAGCUUAUCCAUGAACUCACAAAUCCAACGGGAUUAUUUGAUUUUUCUACAAAGAAAGAAAAAAGAAUAAAACAGAGGACAGAGGGACAGAGUGAAUGACUAAAUGUCAGGAGCAGAAACUCAGACCAUGUCCACACAGGAGUGAAGACAGGAGCGACUGCGGCCUCAGAACAUGAUUGGCUGUGAAGGUCCUGAAGAGGUGAGAGCCUGAUCAUCGGCUGCUCCAAUGGCGUGGACCAAAUCGCUGUCGCGUCCAAACCCACGGCCACAACCAGAACUGACCGCUUACAAUCGCAGGACUCAAACAUCAGCCACAAGAUUUUCAUCAACCUUUCCUCAAAUCCAGCCUUCUUGUUUAGUGCCCAUCCUCAUCGUCCUGCUUUCUGCCUUUAUUGACCUCUGCUCAGCUGGUCCUCCCCAGCCAGCUACCCCCCCUCUCCUAUCUGGACAGCCUUUUAUCAUUUUCUGGGGUAUCCCUGACUCUUCCUGCUCUGGUCGGCCAAAUCCCAGAACCUUUGGGAUGGAGCGGGAGGGCCGCGUGGCUGUCUUUUACGAGGACACACUUGGAAAAUAUCCAUAUUUUGUGGACAAAGACACUCCAGUCAAUGGCGGGCUACCACAGCACACACGACUCGACAACCACCUCCAGAAGAUACAGCAGGACUUGGAGCAAACUCUACCUGCACCAAGGUAUCUCGGGUUGGGUGUGCUGCGCUGGACAGAAUGGGUCCCCCAGUGGUCCAGGAACAGAGAGAAGCAGCUUAUGUAUCUGGAAGCAUCGAGGAACCUGCUAAAGACGUUCUUUCCUAGCUGGACUCCAGAGGAGGUGGAGAAGUGGUCACAGGUGGACUUCGAGGCAGCCGCCCAGUCAGUAAUGACAGAGACUCUACGGGAGGUCAAAAGAUUGCGGCCCAAAGCAUUAUGGGGUGUCUCCACUUUCCCCAGCUGCUACAACAGUGACCCAGCCCAAACAAUGUUAGCCAAUUACACCGGCCAGUGCCCUGCUGCAGAGAUGGCCCUGAAUGACGAGCUUCUGUGGCUGUGGAAACGAAGCUCUGCCCUCUACCCUCUCCUCGCCCUGGAGAAGCUGCAGAGUGGGACACCUGGAGCCAGGCUUUAUUUAUCCAGUCAAAUAAGGGAAGCACUACGAGUGUCGUCUCUGAGUGGGAUGGAGUUCGAUCUUCCAGUAUUUCCGUUGGUCAAGAGUGUCUACAUGUCAACUAAUACCUUCUUAUCAGAGACAGACCUGGUCAACACCAUAGGAGAAAGUGCAGCAAUGGGAACAGCUGGCGUUGUCAUCUGGGAGAAAAGUGAGACUAAAACAGAGAGAGAGUGCCAGGACCUGGCGCAGUUUGUCCGCAAGGUCCUGGGACCCUAUGCUACCAACGUGACCGCAGCAUCACGACUCUGCUCAGCGUCCCUGUGCCAGGGAAAGGGUCGAUGCAUCCGUCAAAAACCAGAGAGCUCCGUCUAUCUCCACCUCCCACCCCGAUCUCAAGUGGUGGAAAAGGUGACAGAAAAGGCAGAGAAAGCCACAGAUGAGCCUGACACAGACACUGAACCAGACCCAGCUGAGAUGUGGAAGAAAGAUUUCCAGUGCCACUGGUACAAGACUGCAGACAGAGACGUCUCAGACCAGCAGUCCCCCAAAGACGGAGUAUCUGCUGAAGGAUCAGUACAAGAAAAUGGUGGCGAGGUGGUGGGAACCACAACUGCUUCCAUGACAGCUUCUACAGCAAAAGGUGCCUCUGUGACUGAGUUAAGAGGAAGUAGCUCACCAGAGACUGCAAGUCCAACGCCAUCCCUGGAAGGACCAACAGACGGUGGUACAGAUCCACCAAGUGCCCCACACCUGACUGUUCUGCUGUUGCUGGUGAUUGGAAGUCUUUGCCUAGAACCUUAAAAUUGUGAAAUAUGCCUUCAUCUGGAAGGUCUGGACUAUAACAGCCCAACUAAAGUGCCCUUGAGCAAGACACUGAAUCCCCGCUGGCUGCGGGCGUGCUGCUCUGUAGAUAAAUGUGACCCGAAGAGAGUAUCACAAAACAUUCUCUGUCCAAAGCUGAAAGUCUAUAAUCCUAUCACUGGAUGUGCCAAGAGAUGGUGGUACACAAAACUGUCACUGACAAUUCUCAGUCUCUACAGGCUGUACUCUAAAAUGCUUUUCCCUGACAGGGAAAAUUACAAACUAGAUUAAGACCAACCUGUCCAUGUGCUGAUAUUGGCUUAUUGUCACAUCAAAUCAAGUCGAAGGUUGUCACAGACACAAGAAAGCCGCCUGUGAAACCCACAAUAAGGUUAUAUUGCAUUUGUAGUUUGGCUUUUACUUGUCAGUGCUCUGCUGUGUGCAAAUGAUUUUAAAGACCUCAUUUAGUCAUUUACUUUGCAAUAAAUUGGUAUAUUCACUAAAGAGGAUUUCAAGGGGACAACUUAUCAAAAUCUGGAGGAAUCAAACAAAAUCUGUCAGAUUUUAUCAUUCAAAUGGACCUGCACUUUGACUAAGUGUUGUCCAUAAAAUAACUGGGAAUUGUGUGUUGGACAUGUGAGCGUCACAUAUAUAAAUCAUAUUUAAUAAAAUACAGUACAUGUGGAUGUGUUACUGUUCAUUUUGGCCCCUCUACUAAGCUGUGGAACAAAAGAUCACUACUCUCUGGCACCACCUGUCUGAGACUUGCUGAAAGUGCACCACUCUGUCAAACCAUAGACCAUAGGUAGAAAACGCACAGAUGUACAUAGAGGUUGACUGAUUUGGGCAUGUUUUUUGUUUGUUUUUAUUACAGCCAAUGCAAAUAUUUAAAGGUUAGUACAGCUGGUGGACGUUAUUUGAGGAGAACAAAAACAUGUAAUGUGUAACUACUGGCUGAUUAUCCAUCCAUUAAUCUUCAAGUGCUUUAUCCUCCACGUGAGGGUCGCAGGGCGCAGCUGGGAUUGGGACGCCCUGGACAUGUCGCCAGUCCAUCACAGGGCCACAUACAGACAAACAACCAUCUGCUCUCA